Molecule: messenger RNA, 3403 nt
Organism: Cryptomeria japonica (Japanese cedar)
Lineage: Eukaryota; Viridiplantae; Streptophyta; Pinopsida; Cupressales; Cupressaceae
Product: receptor-like protein kinase HSL1
Exons: 2
Coding region: 208-3216 (1002 amino acids)
Biological process (GO): hormone-mediated signaling pathway; protein phosphorylation
Cellular component (GO): plasma membrane
Molecular function (GO): protein kinase activity; protein binding; ATP binding
Source: RefSeq, a predicted model, not a curated record
AAAUAGAAAAUGUUCAUUUGUCGAUUUCAGGAUCGGACAAGCCUGCUGGCUACGUAUAGAGUAAAGCAUGGAAGAUUUGGGAAAAAAACUUGUUCUGGAUUUUGUGAUUAUUGUGGCUUGUGGCUUCAUCAUUCUGUGAUUCUACCCUCUUGUGAGUCGUUGCUCUGUGAUGAGAAAAUUAUAAGCAGUGGGUAAAUCCCCACAGAAAUGAAGAAAGCAGGCGGAUUCAUGAUCUUAGGCCUGUUUCUUGGAUUGUUUCAGCUCUGUAAUGGCCUCUCAGAAGAAGCCCAAAUCUUGUUGGAGAUGAAGGAGAGUUGGAACACCAAUGGAGAACUCGGAGAUUGGAAAAACAGUUCCAGUGCAGAGGAUGAUGUUCACUGCAGGUGGACUGGUGUUACUUGUGACGCCCAUUCCAAUUCUGUUGUUGCUCUCAGACUCCCGAAUUUGAAUAUCCAAGGAGAAAUUCCUUCUAGUUUUGGGAAAUUGGGUAAUCUGACGGUGUUGGACUUGAGUUGGAAUUAUUUCGGUGGGACUUUUCCUUCUGCUCUGUUUAAUCUUACCCAUCUGCAACUCCUGAACUUAUCUCAGAAUCUAUUCGUUGGGUCAUUACCGCAAGAGAUAUAUAAGCUGGAGGAGCUCCUGACUUUGGAUGUUUCCGGCAACAAUUUCUCUGGUGGCAUACCUUCUGGAUUCGGAAUGAUGCCUAAGAUUGAGGUACUCUUCUUGCAUUCUAACUUGUUGAAUGGUACUGUUCCUGCAUUUCUGGGUAAUUUGUCUACUCUGACAAAUUUAACACUUUCCUACAAUCCUCUGGCUCCUGGGGUGAUCCCCCAUGAGCUUGGGAACUUAGUAAGGCUUAAAUAUCUAUGGAUGAAGCAGUGCAAUUUAGUAGGAGAAAUUCCGGGGUCAUUAAGGAACAUGACAGAUUUGGUUCACUGUGAUCUCUCUAUAAACAUGUUGUCUGGUGGGAUUUCUACAAAUUUGAUGUCUUUUUCCAAGAUUCUAAAUUUGUAUCUCUACAAAAACAACUUAUCGGGGCCAAUUCCAGAGAAUAUCAGCAAUCUGAAGAGCAUAGUGAACUUGGACUUUUCCAUGAAUCAGUUGAAUGGAAGCAUCCCACAAGGAAUUGGGGAUCUGAGAAACAUGGAGAUACUGGCUCUAGAGUACAACCAGCUCUCUGGGUCUAUACCUUCUGGGAUAGUUAAGCUUGCUCAGCUGGUUCAUCUUAAGCUUUAUGGCAACAAGCUUAUGGGACCAGUCCCACCAGAAAUAGGGAUGAAUUCCAAACUGUUAGAGUUUGAUGUGUCAAGCAAUAAGUUGUCUGGUCCUCUUCCUCUCAACGUUUGUGGAGGCGGAGUACUAGAUGGGUUCAUUGUUUUUUCAAAUAAUUUCAACGGCAGCCUGCCUGAAUUUCUGGGAAACUGCCCAAGUCUCUCCAGUGUCCGAGUCCAGUUUAAUCAGCUGAGCGGCAAGGUUCCCUCCGGCUUAUGGAGUUCUCCACUUCUUCAAGAACUAACACUCACAAAGAAUUCUUUCCAUGGCCAAAUUCCUGAUCAAAUCAGCAAAGCAUCUAAUCUGGCAAGAUUGGAUAUAGCUCACAAUCAAUUCAGUGGAAGUAUUCCGCCUGAAGUUGGAGAACUACGGAAUCUCACCGUUUUAGAGGCUAGUGACAAUAAUUUAUCAGGGUCCAUUCCUGCAAAACUUGCUCGACUUUCCUCGCUCAAUGUGUUGCUUCUACAUAACAACAUGUUAUCUGGGGAGCUUCCAAAUGCAAUAUCCUGGCCACAUCUAUCAGAACUUAGCCUUGCAAACAACCAAAUCAGGGGUUCCAUUCCUUCUCAGCUGGGUUCAUUGUCAAAUCUCAAUCUUCUUGACCUCUCAAACAAUCUUCUUGAGGGCAGAAUUCCUCGUGAAUUAGGUAACCUGACGUUGAGUUUCUUGAAUGUGUCCGCCAACAGUUUGUAUGGCUCUGUUCCUGAUGAUUUCAAUAAUUUGGCCUAUAAGCAGAGCUUUCUUGGCAAUUUGGGCCUGUGUGGGGGUGGACCUUUAAGGCUUCCUUCAUGUGCACAGCAGAAGAGUUCUGAAAAACAUUUGUCUAAGAUUUUGGUUGCAGUUGUUGCUGUGGGAGGAAUACUCUUGUUGAUUGCCAUAAGUUUCUCCUACAAGACAUGCAGGGAUUUACUUAAACACAAAUUCGGGAAAGGAGCUUGGAAACUGACACACUUCCACAAGGUGGAAUUUGAUAAAUCAAACAUUGUGAAGAGACUGACAGAAGAAAAUGUAAUUGGAAGUGGAGGAACAGGGAAAGUGUACAAAGUCACACUGCCUAACCAUGAAAUUGUUGCUGUGAAGAAGAUUUGGAACGAUGGUAGAUUGCAAUCUCAAUCACAGCAAGAUAAGCAAUUCCUAGCAGAGGUUGAGGCUUUAGGAAAGAUUAGGCAUUCCAACAUUGUGAAACUGCUCUGCUGCAUCUCUAGUUCAAAUUCUAAGUUGUUGGUGUAUGAAUACAUGCCUAAUGGUAGUUUGUAUGAGCGCCUUCAUGGAACUCAACCACAAGCCCUAAUGGAUUGGCCAACUCGCUAUAAGAUUGCCUUUGGUGCUGCUCAAGGCUUGUCUUACAUGCACCAUGACUACUCUCCUUUGUUAGUUCACAGGGAUAUAAAAUCAAAUAACAUAUUGUUAGAUUCCCAGUUCAAUGCCCAUAUUGCAGAUUUUGGAUUGGCUAGAAAUUUGGACAAAGUGGGUCAGGAGGAUGUCAUGUCUGUGUUUGCUGGCUCAUAUGGGUAUAUGGCCCCAGAGUAUGCCUACACCUUGAAAGUGAAUGAGAAGUGUGACAUAUACAGCUUUGGUGUGGUCCUUCUGGAGCUUGUGACUGGCAAGAAGCCCAAUGCAGCAGAAUUUGGAGAUGGGCUGGACAUUGUUAGGUGGAUUCGGAAUCAGAUUCACAGCACUGAUGGGGUGCAAUCAGUACUGGACUCAAGGGUAGCAGAGCAUUAUACAGAAGAAAUGAUGUCCACUCUAAAGGUGGCUCUGCUAUGCACAAGUACUCUGCCCAUUAAUAGGCCUUCCAUGAGGGAAGUUGUAAAGAUGCUACUGCUUUGUAAUCCAGAUGAACAAGUUCGACGUACAGUGGCUGCUAGUUUGCCUCCUCAUCUAAAAAGAAAUCCCAGUGCUUUCACGACCUUGUCUAGAGAAUCCUCAUAUUCAGCAAACUAGAUCAUUGACAAGCUAGCUCCAUGGUGCAUGGUUCAUUCCGUGCAACUAUCUGGAUGCAAUCUCAUUGUGUAUCUGUUUUAGUUAUGUCCUAACCGGUUACAGGAGACUUUUCUUGUUGCUACUUGUAAUCCUAAAUCUUAAGCUUAAUUCAAAAUAAAAUAAAAGGAAUUAUGCUUAAAAAUCAAAA